Durusdinium trenchii is the source of this 1453-nucleotide messenger RNA. The record is from the annotation of a GenBank genome assembly. NCBI's taxonomy places the organism in Eukaryota, Dinophyceae, Suessiales, Symbiodiniaceae.
UUUGGCUCAAGUGCACUUGAAUGGCAAGCUGAAGGCGGAUCCGCUGAUCUUUGAAAAUGGUGGCUGCAACACAAGGGAUUGAGCAAGACACAUUUUUUGAGUUUAAUCCCUCAGCUCCUGUGUUCAAUCCUACGCAGUUUCCAGAUGAGCGGUACCAAGUCUCGCCACAGCUAACCCCACUACAUCCAGUCACAUUGGAUGAAGAAGCUUGUCAAUCGGUCGGAAUGGUGACCUGCGGAUUGGAAAGAGACGGCCAGGAUGAUCUGGGUUUGAGAGCAGCGAGCUGCUCGCCCCAACUGAUGGCCUGCCGUUCCAAUGUUCGCCAAUCACAACGCCGGAAGCAACCUGGGCGGAGGAGCUGUGCGACUGCCCCUGCCUCACCGUUGCUAAAUCCUGAUGGGAAAGGCAAAGCAGUUCCCAAUCGUAGAGCAAGUGGUGAAGAGGUGUCGACUCUUGUAAUCAAAAACCUUGCCCUGGACUUCCGGAAGGAGGAUGUGGAAAGAUACCUACAAAGCCAAGGGGCUCAAGCAGCGGAGGUAGAACUUCAUGUUGAUCCUGCUAGUGGCUCAUUCCGAGGUACAGUCUUUGUGAAGUAUACCACGUCCGGAAAGGCUCGGGAGGCUUUGCAAAAGCUUGGACCAUCACCGGAAAUUGGCGGCCGAAAGGCAAGGGUCGAGGUGCAGAAGUCCAAGAAUCUCUUUGGCCGAAAAAGUGCGGGGGGAGACUUGCCGCAGGAGUUGGCAAUAGUGCAAAGGGAGAUAGACAAGUUCUUGAAAGACUCCGAGAAGGAGGUUUGCUUGUCCGCAGCACUUGAUGCCCAUCAGCGCAAGUACGUGUACUUGAGCAAAAGCCGGUCAAGCCAAGUGUCUGGUACCCGAAAAAAGGCAUUUUCCAUGGACGUCCGGAGUACGCCUCAGCUGGGCGCAACAGGAGGCAUGGCAGCCAUGGGCGAUGUCAUGGGCUAUGAGGCUCAUCAGCCUCACCCUCGAAGUUGCUAUGCCGGUCCAUUGUCGCCUCCUGGUCUGUUUCCGGGUCUAGAUCUUGGUACACCAUUGCUGGGCCCAGACAUCCUUGCUGCGUCCGCAGCUGACGAAGCUGGCAUGUUCAUGCUCCCAGCUGCGAUGCCCCUUCCCCCGGGGAUUGAGCCGAACGGAAUCUCCGGAUUGACGCCCAUGUGGGCAAGAGAACUUUGUGGGCAUGGCCCGGCGGAAACUACGGAUCCUCCCCCAGGUUUAGAGUUUCAAGGCUUGGCUGAACUUGCAGAAGGGCUGUGCAACGACUUGGUGGCAGCAGAUCAAGAGGAUUUGUACCUGGACCUGAAAUAUGUUGCCUGCCCAGAGUCGACCAUGUCUACUGAGGACAGCCUCUCCAAACGGAGCAAUGAGACCGACAAGAGCUAAUGAUCGAGAUGCAGCCGUGGACCGCGGCAGUCCCCGGGAGUUUUUUUUGGUGA